This is a messenger RNA of Sitophilus oryzae (rice weevil), 6364 nucleotides long. Its product is annotated as protein FAM13A. NCBI's taxonomy places the organism in Eukaryota, Metazoa, Arthropoda, Insecta, Coleoptera, Curculionidae. The record is from RefSeq and is a predicted model, not a curated record. The coding region runs from base 510 to 2375 and encodes 621 amino acids. The transcript has 7 exons.
CCUCUUCCUUCCCUCCUGCAAAGCUUUUGCCGGCGUCUCGCAAACUAUCGAUCAGUUGACAUUACGAUCUCGAACGCGUUUAUAUCCGUCUUCAUUUUCACGUAAAUAUUUACGAGUGAUUAGAUGAUAACCCGGACAAUGAUGCGUCAAGGUUACUAAGAAGCGAAGCGCAACUGCCGCAAGCCUUCAAGUUGCGCGGGGUGUUCCAGACAGCCACAUGCUAAAAUUGCGGCUGGUUUCGACACACUUCCUCAAGCAGCCAUAGAUUCGUAUAAUGUGUCGCGAUAGAGAUAUGAAUCCCUAAAUUCAGCUUAGCAUCGUAGUCUUUUUCGUCAAAUUCAUAGCUGUUACUGCGCCUUUAUCAUUUCUUAUAUCGUAUCGUUAUAUUAUUAUAUCAAUCAAGCCUUCGUUCGAUUCAAGCAACAUCAAUAAUAACAACUUUAGUUUCAUUAUUUUGUUUAAACUGUGAAGGUUUUAAAACAAGUUUAUCAAUCGAAUUCUUCCACCGAAUGAUGAAAGGAUCUGUCCCGAAGGAGGUGCCACAAAAACUAGUGGCCAGGAUCGAACAGGAGCACAAAAUAUGCAAAGCGAAGAAAGUACAGUUGUCGGCUGUUUGCGCUGCAUCGACCGCAGCGCCCGCGUCGGCUGCCGCUGUCACCAGAAUGACAGCUCAGACGUUCGACGAGGCCAAGUCGACGAAAGCGCGCAAGAGGAAAGAGAGACAAGAGAGUGUCAGUAGCCUGUGUCAGGAAAGGAAAGUGAUAAGAUCAAACUCAGAAGAGAGACCUCACCCGACAAAAUGCACCGACUCCAAAUCCACCUCUAUACGUCGAGUGUCCAGUUCUGGAGAUUUCCCCAAGUCCGAGGGAGAAGACAAGAAUGGACAUUCGCCGAACCGUAUCCCUUUGUCGGACAAAACUCUCACCUACGAUGACCACGAGCACGAAAGGAGGAGGUCGCACGAGAGGUUCGCCAGGCCUCAUACGCUCAAAAGCAAGAAGUACCCUGGGAAGAGGUUCAAGGUGCGAUGCGUAUCCAAGGUGAAGGUUAAGAGUGAGAUGGUGUUCUCAGAACGGGAGGUUUUGAAGAAGACAACAUCUAAUGGGAAUACAGAUUUGGAACAACAUUCAAUCAUCACCCACGCCGAGUUCAAAGACCAGGACUCGUUGAACUCCACAAACUUCUUGAGUUUGCGACCAGUGGAUAUAGAUCGCUCACCAAGCCCUACCCACACUCCUAUAUCACCAGUUCUGGACUUUUCCACACUCCACGAACAGAUUGAUUGCAACGAACCAGUUGUAUCCAGACCAAUUCAAGUAGAAGAAAAUACGGAAACCCUACCAAGUCUCUCCGUAGCAACCAACAGAUUGCUUUCAUCCCCGAGAAACUCUAUCAUAGCUACACACAGGAUUUAUCUUGAUCCUGAUGUACCCCAAACUAACUCUUCACUGGAGAAAAUUAUACAGAACCCCAUUGAAGAAAAGGUUCAGAAAAUAACCAAGCACAUUAAUAGUUACAAGAAGAAAAUCAAAGCUUAUGAGGCGGAGUUUGAAGUUAAGAAUGGUUACAAACCUUCGCAGAUAGAUAAAUUAAACGAUGGUACGCUGAGGAAGUACUAUACUGAACUAAGUAAGCUGAAGAAAGAGCAGAAACAGUUUUCUGAGAUAUCAGCUAACUGUCCUAUGAUCGAUUUGACUGGGAAAAUGAUACAAAGUAUAAAGGCUAUAAGUUUGAAAGAUACUGUAAAUGAAAUUGAACAGAAAUUAUUGCAAAAACGUGAGAGUGGCAAACGUGGUUUCAACUUGGAAACUAUGACGUCAGAACAACUGAUGGAUGAAAAGGUAGCAAUGCAGAAGGCUUUGCUAUUUUUGGAAUCUAUACAUGGAAGACCUCAGAUCAAACAAGACAGAGAUCUGGUACGGCCCUUCUAUGACAGGUACAGGAUUUUGAAGAGGAUGGUUGCUAAAAAUUCAAUAUCUGGUCCCAUUGGAGAACUGGCAACAAUCCACGAAAACGAAGCCAUGCACUUCGUCACACCCACAUCGUCAUCUAACGACACCGAAUCGGAACAAACAGAAUACGUACCACCAAGUGGUCCCACACCAACCAACAACACUGACAGUGAAACGGACACCUCCCUGAGUGAAAAACUUCACUCCAUGUCCAAAAUGGAACUACUAGAACAGCUCAGACUGACCACAGAAGAGAAGAAAGUCCUCAAAAGGAAGAUUAAGGAGUUCGAGUUGAACUUGCAAGCUAAAUCUGGCAAAAUGUUAUCCAAGGAGGACAAAGUACCGAUGGAACAUGUUUACGCAGCAUACAGAGCGACGAAAAGUCGAUUAAAGUUGUUAGAGGCCUUGGUCUCGAAGCAAUAAAGAAAGGUAUAUACAGGGUGGUGCGGUUUUAAUAAAAUAAACCUCUUUAGGUAAUGAAAAAAGCGAUUUUGAGUUGAGUAAUUUAUAUAAACUAACUCGGUACCGUCUAGCAGUGAAGUAAAGUAAGAGAUAUUUUGUCAAUAUUAUGGUAUGGAUGACUGAUUGGCCGAAUGAUCUGGAACGAUUGAGGCCAAUCAAUUUAACAGUUUUGUAGUCAUUUCUUCUCUAUAUUUUUUUUUACAUUUCGAUUUCCAAAUUUGAAUAAUUUUGGACAAGCCGAUUUUAAGUAAUUUAAGAAAAACUGCAUCUUUUUUAAAUUCAAACUGAACAGGUAACAAUGCGUAACCAGGCAAAUGUCAACAUGGAGUUCUUGAGAUUUUUAAAUAGAAUAACAACUAUGUAAAAAACUGCGCAUACUAAUAUACCUAAUUCAUACAAAACGUAGAUAAGAGAUAAUAUGAUUUUAUAGAUUUAACUAUGAUUUAUAAAUAUGAUUCAGAAAUACGUAUUUCAAAUUGUGUUAUAAGGUGUGUCAUUUUUAUUUUUUUGUUUUAGUGAUACAUAUCAUUUUAUUGCUUCAGUCACUGUUUUAUCAUUCGAUAAUAUUCUUAUCGUAUUGACAAAAGAUAAUAUUUUUUUUUACUAAAAGGUUCCAAUUAGUUAUGAAAACCACUUCCAUAAUUUACUUAAAACUGAAUUAUAGUAUAUUAUAGUACCAUUUUAUACGAUCAUACAGUAUAAAUAAGAUCCCUGUUUAUAAGAACUGUUCAACCCAAAAUCGCGUCUGUAGUUUUUUUUUAAACUGGGACACCCCGUUCACAAUUCUGAAAAAAAAGUAAUAUUUUUAAGACCUGUUCUGUUAAUACCAAUAUUUUCGAUGUAUUUUUAAUAGUUGAAUAGGUCUCUAACCAUUUUUACAUGACUUUGGUGUGUUUAUAUCUAGAUAUUUUACUAUUUAUUCGAUAUAAUAUAAUACUUUUUAUAAUUAUUAGUACCAGUUUGAUAGAAAUCUUUACUUAUUAUAAAUGCAUGUGCAGUGGAAUCCACCUAUACUGAACUUACAAUAACGCUUACAAUAACAAAAUAAGUAUUCCAUCUUACUAUAAAAAUGACCGGUAGAAACACACAACAAACAGAAAGAAACUAAAAAUAGUUAAUUAUUUUCGCUUACAACGUUACCAAUAAAUGCACUGAAUAAAAACAGCGUCAUAAUAGGCAUAGAUAAAACAUUUUCAGUGCGAGCUUUAUUAUGGAUUUGUUCUCAUAGGUCAAUCACGAACAGGCAGAGUCAAUCAUAUGUCGAAAUUUAUGUAUAUAUUGUAUAUAAAUGAUUCUGAGUGGCUCUUAUUGAUUUGUGAUGGUUCUGAGAAAAAGUUUAAGCUCGAAUCUAAACCGGAUAUAGAAUAAACUAACUAUUUCUACACUUUAUAUAGUACCUUUGACGCUAAAUUAGGAAAACUGUUAUUGUAUAAACUGCUAUUAUGUACAUUUAAAUAAUAAUGUGUAUUCCUCUUUAAGUGAUACUAUUUUUAAUGUUAAAACACGUACCUUGAAAUACUAUAUAUUUAUUAUCAAGGUGAAAUGUUUUGUAUAAAUAUCUUGCCAAAAUAAUGUUAAAUAAGAAGACAUGAUUCUAUAAGAACGUUUAAAAUAUUAUGUAUAAUAAGACCUCUGUACCUACUUAAGAUGUAAUGGAGUAUAAAAAAAGGUAUAGUAUAGCACCAAAUAUAAAAUAUUACAGGUUUGACAUUACAAUCAUCAGUACCUAGUUUAAUUAGGUACCCUUGUUGUCACCAUUUAAGUCUUCCUAUUCUAGCACAAGUUCUCAAAGCAAUCAAAAUAACCAUCUUCCAGAAUUCUGUUUUAUAAAAAUUAAUUUUUAUCAUAUAUGUUACCAAAUCUAUCUCUUACUAUUUAUUUCAUUUUUUAAUAUUUAAAUAUUAAGAAAGAUUAUAUUAUUAUAAUCUCCCUUUAAAGUUAGAUAAUUAACACCACAGCCUGUUUGAAACCAGCCUGUCUAUUUAGCCUAUAAUUUGUAUGAAAUAGGUUGGGUUCUGAGAUCUUUUGAAGCUUUUUGUUUAAACAAAUGAUUCAGACUGUGGAUACUGUGACUGCUGCCAUGUGUAUCAGAAUAGGCGCAGAAGGAAACAUGAGGAUACUCAAAAACAGGCGAAGGUGACCAGCUGGUACUAAAUAAGCUGUGCUUAUAGCUAUUAAUCUAUUUUAAAGACAUUUUUAAAUAUUUCGAAGAAGUUAUUUGAUGCUAUACUAAUAUACUUAUCUGUUCAAAUUAACAAUAUCUCAUACUAAGUCAAAACUAAAACUUCAUUCAGAACUUCGAAAUUAGCGGAAUAAAUUAGUGGUUUAAAUUAUAGCGCUAGCGUUUGGCCCUCUAAUUUCAAUGACACAUUCGAUCAGAACGUCAAAAUUAUUGAUAGUAAUUUUCAAUUAGUAGAAACAGUUAACAACUUUUUCUACUACUAAGACCACAAUUUCUCUUGAUGGAUGAUAAUCAAAGACCAAAAUAACAUUCCUCGCAAAUUUUGAAGUAUAAUUAGUGGAACAGUGAAAAGUUUGAUAAUUUUUUUCUACUAAUUGAAAAUGUCGACCACUAAUUUUGACGUUCUGAAUGCUUAUACUACAUUGAAAUUAAAGGAACUACGCUAAUUGCGAGGUUCUGAAUGAAGCUUGAGGGUUUAAUGUGUAUAAAUUUAUUAAUAUUAUACAGAGAACUCUUACAGAGAUCGCGAGUUUAAAAAAUGUUUCCAACAAAGAUAUUGCUAAUUUGUCAGUUAUAAUAAUAUAAGCGAGACCCAACAAAAAACCUAGAAGUACAACCAUUUUCAAAAACAAAUGUUAAAUUGUACAUUAUACUAUAGAGUAUUUCCAUUAGGUUGCUCAAAUUAGCUCCUAUAUGUUGACAAUGUAAUAUAGAGAAUAUACAUACAUGUUUAAUAUAACUGGUUCAAGAAAAUAUGCAUGAUAAAAUUAAUCGUAUUUAUUUAUAAUAAAUAUUGAAAAUUUAUAAUUAUUUACACUAUUUGCAUACAGGAUGAGUCUUAAAGAAGUGCAUAUAUUUUUAGGGAUAGUAUAUUUCGACCCCAGGAAAACGACUAUGAGUUUUUUUUUCGCAAAAAAGUUGUUGAAAAUCAUUCCACUUUCUUUUAAAUUUUCCUGUGUAUUUUAGAAAACUUUUGAGAACUGCCAGUUCACCGCCAAUAUUCCCACGGUAUAAUUUCUUAAUCUCUGAUAUUACCAUGACUAUGGCCAUUUACGGCACGGAAAGGAAUACAAAUACAGAAAAAAAAUUCAAACUUGAAUAAAUAACUCAGAUUUUUUGGACUUAUUUGAAAAACGGCAAAGAUAAAAUCUGUUUCUUUUAUCGAGGUCUAGCAGUCCUGAAAAUACUAGCACUUAUUUAAGACUCACCCUGUAUAACAAUCAUCGCACGGUUGGUUCAAGUAAUGUCGAUGUAAAUAAAUAAAACCCAUUAUUCUAUUCCUGAGCCUUUGUAAUUAAUUUAUCACUCUGAACAAAUUACAAAAUGCUUUCCAUAUGUCCGGAUUUACUCGGACGUGUCCGGGUUUUUAGGGGGUUUGGGAUUACCCGGCCGGAAUUUGAAAACAAAAAAUCGGGGCAACAUAAUCGUUUUAAUUAUUACUCUAAUUUUCAUUUUGAUAUUUUUGUAAUUAAAAAACGCUUUUCCAUUAAUAUCAAAAUAUAUAAGAACACAUUUCAUCAUAGUAGAAAAAGAGACCAUUAAAUGUAGUAAGUAGUACUAGAUUUUCCCUAAAAGUAUUCAAUAAAAUUACCCAUUUCACUGAUUUGCUUAGUGUUAGGUCUGCAAUUGAUUGAGUUAAAGAUUUAUUUAUUUUGAUUUUUAUUGUUAUAGAUACGUCUGGCUGUAAUUACUCUUAUUUAACUGUUAUAUUUAAUGUAUUAUUUUAUAUAGAAGCUGUAUUUUAUUGUAUUAAACAGUAUUUCGAUUU